UCAGCGACCAUCCAGCGAAGAUGGCGAGCGGUGGAGUGUCCGUGGCUUCGCUGUGGACCGAAGUAAACCGCUGUGGGCAGAAUGGAGACUUCACAAGAGCCCUGAAAGCUCUGACUAAAAUUCUUCAUGAAAACAGGGACGAUGUGACGGCCCUUCACUGUAAAAUAGUUUGCCUUGUUCAGAAUGGCAGCUUCAAAGAGGCGCUGAAUGUCAUGAACACCCACUCGAAGGUACUCGGCAGUGAGGUUGUGUUCGAGAAGGCGUACUGCGAGUACCGACUGAACAGAGUGGAAAGUUCCCUGAAGACCAUUGAAGCUGCUCCCGAGCAGACGGACAAGCUGAAAGAACUCUACGGUCAAGUGUUGUACAGACUGGAGCGUUAUGACGAGUGCAAGUCUGUCUACACGGAUCUGAUCAGGAACUCCCAGGAUGAGUACGAGGAGGAGAGGAAGACCAACCUGGCUGCUGUGGUGGCUGCGAUGAGUCAGUGGGAGGAGGCGCCGCUGGAGGAUUUGGGUCUUCCUGAGUCGACAUACGAGCUUUGCUACAAUGCUGCCUGCGCUCUGAUUGGUCAGGGACAGCUUACAGAGGCUUAUAAUAAACUACAACAAGCAGAAGAGCUUUGCAGGAUUUCACUGUCAGACGAUUCUGAUGUAACCGAGGAGGACAUCGAGUCAGAGUUAGCAGUCAUCCAUUCUCAGAUGGCGUAUGUCAUGCAGCUACAAGGUCGGACAGACGAGGCCCUGCAGCUCUACAACCAGGUCAUCAAGCUAAAGCCUUCAGAUGUGGGGCUGCUUGCUGUGACCGCCAACAAUAUCAUUACAAUAAACAAGGACCAAAAUGUUUUCGACUCGAAGAAAAAGGUGAAGCUGACGAACGCUGAGGGUGUCGAAUACAAGCUGGCGAGGAAGCAGCUGCAGGCCAUCGACUUCAACAAAGCUCUGCUGGCCAUGUACACUAACCAGGCUGACCAGUGCAGGAAACUGUCAUCCAGUCUUCAGUCCCAGAACCCAGGUCACCCACGGCCGGUCCUGAUCCAGGUCGCACAGCUGUCCAGAGAGAAGCAGCACAGCAAGGCCAUCGAGCUGCUGCAGCAAUUCUCAGAUCAGCAUCCAGAGAGCGCGUCAGGCAUCAAACUCACAAUGGCACAACUCUAUUUAGUACAAGGUCACGUAACAAAAGCCUGUGACGUCCUGAAGUCCAUCGAAGAGUUCAAGUACAAAUCAGGGAUGAUUUCUGCUCUGGUAACGAUGUACUCCCACGAAGAAGACAUCGACAGCGCCAUCGACAUUUUCAAACAAGCUAUUGAACACUACCAGUCUGAACAGCCUGGAUCCGCUGCACACUUGGCUCUCGUACGAGAAGCUGCCAAUUUCAAAUUGAAGUACGGACGGAAAAAAGAAGCCAUUAGUGACUUGGAGCAGCUUUGGAAGCAAAACACCAACGACAUCCACACACUGGCACAACUCAUCUCAGCGUAUUCUCUGGUGGACACGGACAAAGCCAAAUCCCUCAGCAAGCACCUACCAUCCCCAGACAAGAUGGCUUUCAACGUGGACGUGGACGAGCUGGAGAAUUCCCACGGAGCCACAUACGUCAGGAAAAAGGCUGCAAAGGUCCCGGGAGAUAACCUUCCCAAAGAACAAGGCCAAGGUGAUCUCAAAAUGAAGAAGAAGAAGAAAAAGAAAGGUAAAUUACCCAAGAACUGUGACCCCAAAGCGACCCCUGACCUGGAGAGGUGGAUGCCUAUGAGAGAGCGUUCCUACUACAGAGGCAAGAAGAAGGGAAAGAAGAAGGAGCAAAUCGGAAAAGGCACACAGGGAGCGACGGCGGGAGCUUCAGCCGAGCUUGACGCCAGUAAGACAGCCAGUAGCCCCCCUACCUCCCCCAGACCAGGGUCUGCAGCCGGCUCGUCCACAGCCGCCCCGAGCAACGUGGUUCCCCCACGACAGCAGAAACCCGCCGCCUCAGGGGCCACGCGCAAGAAGGCACCACAGAAGAAGAAGAAGGGAGGCAAAGGAGGCUGGUAGUCCAGAGAGAGGAAGAGAAAACACUGAGACAUCACCGAGAAAUCAUAAGCUUCUCACUUUCUGCUCUUCUACACUUUUUAAGAGUACAGAGAGAAAAUGAAAUGGUCCAAAAUCUCAGCAGGAUGGUCUUUUUUUUUUUCUUUUUUUCUUUUUUUUUAAAGGGCAGUUCAACUGAAAUUAACUUUGUCGUUGCUUUGCAGAAAACAGAUGUGUCCUGAAGUGUUUCUGUUUUACUUUUUUGUGGAGUUGUGACCUUUUUUUGAGGUCAUCAUGAAAAAAAUGAACAAAAAGAAAAGCUUUGCUAAAUGUUUUCAUUAAAAAGCUCCAAUGAAAAGGACGAAUGUUUGUUUUCUGUGCUGCCUCCCGGUGUUCUCGGGUUUAUGUUAUUUUUAAAAAUGCAUUUUUCAAAUUUACAUCCAGUGAAAUGUUCUAAAAGAUUUUUUUGGAUGAGUCAAGUUUCAAGUUACGUCUCUCCUGGCAUCAAACCAUUUUAACGAAGCGUCUUCUUUUCAUUGAAUUAUUAAGAAGUUGAACUUAUCGUCAUUUUUAAGGGUUGCCCUCAUCUUGAUACUGUUCAUUUAUUUCUGUUGAAAUCAUGUUUAAGGACCUUCAGGAUAUUUUAGGAACACAUUUGUUACAUUUUGCAAGGUAACGUGAAGUUGGGUUGUGUCAGAACUGUCCACAGAUAUUUCUUUUGGUUUAAAGUCCAUGAUGUCGUACUCUGACUGCAUCAUGUGACUUUAAUUGCAAUGAUGCAAUGUUAAAUUAUAUGUAUUUUUGAAUCCCUGUGUUGGUCUAAAUUCAAGUAGAAGAACUUGAAGUGUUAAUAAAAUCUUGACACACGAA
This is a messenger RNA of Scomber japonicus (chub mackerel), 2876 nucleotides long. RefSeq names its product signal recognition particle 72 (gene srp72). The transcript has 19 exons. The record is from RefSeq and is a predicted model, not a curated record. Bases 21 to 2030 code for a protein of 669 amino acids. Gene Ontology annotation, cellular component: signal recognition particle, endoplasmic reticulum targeting. Gene Ontology annotation, biological process: SRP-dependent cotranslational protein targeting to membrane. Gene Ontology annotation, molecular function: 7S RNA binding; ribosome binding; protein binding. NCBI's taxonomy places the organism in Eukaryota, Metazoa, Chordata, Actinopteri, Scombriformes, Scombridae.